ACAGUGGGAUGUGCAGUAAGGCUGCUAGUCAGCUUUUCGUUUUAAGAGGAAACCCCCGACGCGUUGGUUAUUAUCGUCCACUGACUGACAUAACGCAAGGUUACGCUACUCUACGCAUCGCUGGAAGUUGGAACCCCGUCGCUCGUUCUAUUCGGUAAACACACACACCUGAUACAAAACGUUGUAAAGGUGCAUAAGCCAUAGAAUAACGAGCGGUGACAAUUAUUUAUUUAUUUUAAUCGACGUUGAUGUCUCUUUUUUUAUCCGUAGGAGUUGUUAUUUUUUAUUAUAUUGAAUCGAGAGCUAAUCGAGAAGACAAAAUGGCUGAGAUGGGUAUGGGGAAGGGGGUUACUGCGGGGAAACUCGCUAGUAACGUGCAGAAGAAAUUAACACGGGCCCAAGAGAAGGUUAUGCAGAAGCUGGGGAAAGCGGACGAGACCAGAGAUGUUGCGUUUGAGGAAGGAGUUAUCAACUUCAACAAACAAUAUACAGAGGGUUCCAAACUGCAAAAAGACCUAAGGGUCUACCUGGCUGCAGUACAAACGAUGCACGAAUCCUCCAAGAACCUUAAGGAGUGUCUGUCUGACAUGUACGAGCCGGAGUGGUACGGCAAAGAUGAUGUGGACUGCAUCGUCGAGGACACUGACGUUCUGUGGACAGACUUCCAUCAGAAGCUUGUGGAUAAUGCUUUGAUAUCCAUGGACACAUACCUGGGGCAGUUCCCUGAUAUAAAGUCUCGUAUUGCUAAGCGUGACAGGAAGCUUGUGGACUAUGACAGCGCCAGACACAACCAGUCUUCUACCAAUAAGGGGAAGAAAGGAAAGGACGGGGGCAUCAAGAUCACCAAGCCAGUGUCUCUGUUAGAGAGGGCCACUCCAGUUUGGGCUCAGGGCAUCCUGUCAGCCCACAACAUUGCUCAGAGUAACCUCUCGAGGAACCAGGCGGAGGAUGAGUUGGAGAGAGCUCAGAAGGUGUUUGACGAGAUUAAUGAAGAUCUUCAGGAGGAACUGCCCUCACUAUGGAACAGUCGUGUUGGCUUCUACGUUAGCACCUUCCAGAGUAUGGCUGGCUUUGAGGAGAAGUUCCACAAGGAGAUGGGGAAGCUGGACCAGAAUCUGUACGAUGUUCUUGUCAAACUGGAGAGACAGGACAUGUGCGGUGAGCUCCCCAGAGGAGCAAGUCUAGCCAAUCACACUCUGAGUCCAGGCGGACCGCCUCCCAUCCCUAAGUCCCCCUCCAAGCUGAGACCAGCGAUGCCGCCGCGGCCUGAAUCCAGCCCCUGUCGGGACAUGAAACCAGAAAACAUCAUUAACCUGUUUGAUGCUGCUGCUGCUCCAAACAUCAGUGUUACUUCCCCAACACAGUUUGACAGCCCUGCAGGGGCCAACCUGUUGGACAUGGACCUGACCACCCUGGCUGCACCAAGUCAUGGUGGCACAGCCGUGUCCUCGGCCUCUCAGGCGAUAUCGUGGGACACAUGGGAGCCUGAGGAAACUCCUGCUCCACCAGAGGAGCCCCAGGGCUGGGAUGAUGACGGUACCCUGCCGGUGCGUGCUGCUGGCUGGGAUGAUGACGGUACCCUGCCGGUGCGUGCUGCUGGCUGGGAUGAUGACGGUACCCUGCCGGUGCGUGCUGCUGGCUUUGGGGAUGACGUUAUAUCUGCCGCCACGGCAGGCUGGGAUGACGAUGGCUCUCUGCCUGUGAGGGUGGAUGACUCCUGGGGGGACGAUGGUGUUGCCGAUGCCGCUGCUUCCGCUGCCGUGGCCGAGUCUGAGGCUGCUGGCUGGGAUGAUGAGGAGGAGGAGGGGAUGCCCCAGGCUGACACGCCCACAGCAGCUGCUGAAGCACAUACACCGACAGCCACAGCAGCAGAGGAGACUCCUGCUAUCACAACAGUAGCGACCAAUGGGACUUCAGAGGUAGAGAUGCCUCCAGGAUUCCUCUUUAAAGUGACCACCAUGCAUGACUAUGCAGCUAAUGACUCGGAUGAGCUGGAGAUGAAGGCUGGAGACAUAGUGCUGGUUGUGGCCUUCGACAACCCAGAAGAACAGGAUGAGGGCUGGCUGAUGGGAAUGAAGGAGGGAGACUGGAUCCAGAAUAAAGAGAGCGCUGUCAAAGGGGUGUUCCCUGAGAACUUUACCUCCAGGCUGUGAGAGAGGAGACACUUCCUCUCCUACUUUGUCCACUCUCUCUUCCACAAGAUCCUCUCUUCUCUGACCUCUCUCUCUGACCUCUCUCUCUUCCCUCUCUCUCUCUGACCUCUCUCUUUUCACUCUCUCUUC
Messenger RNA from Salmo salar (Atlantic salmon), 2282 nucleotides. The record is from RefSeq and is a predicted model, not a curated record. NCBI's taxonomy places the organism in Eukaryota, Metazoa, Chordata, Actinopteri, Salmoniformes, Salmonidae.